Messenger RNA from Athalia rosae (coleseed sawfly), 3843 nucleotides. Its product is annotated as balbiani ring protein 3-like. Gene Ontology annotation, molecular function: growth factor activity. The coding region runs from base 1412 to 2158 and encodes 248 amino acids. NCBI's taxonomy places the organism in Eukaryota, Metazoa, Arthropoda, Insecta, Hymenoptera, Athaliidae. The record is from RefSeq and is a predicted model, not a curated record. Gene Ontology annotation, cellular component: membrane. The transcript is spliced from 4 exons.
UUCCAUACCACAGGUAUAUUCUUAUGAUGUAUUUCCUCAAUGGGGAAACGUCGUGAAUAAUUGUAUACUCUAAUUUUGAGGAGUGAAUUAAUUAAUUCGCAAUGAUGCAAAAUGAUUUUACGGAAAUUAACGAAUUGGGGUAUCAAACACAUUUGUACAAUGAAAACAAACAAGUUUCAAGAUUAGAUCUUCUGUCAACGCUGAUACUGUAUUACACCUAGCUGAUCUACAAGGAUUUUUUUUAAUGUUACCGCCCAAAAUAUUGCCCUAGUUAUGAAGUUACCAGAAAAAUCAAGCAAACUAUUCCUCCAAAUUCCAUCCAGUCCAGGCUCACAAUCAGUAGAAAGCAUUCAACGAAAAUUAAAAAAAUUACGACACUUUUAUAAAUUAUUUUGUUCUUUAUCAAUGACCACUCAUUUUUUUGCACCUGUAAUAUCGGUAGAUAACAGAAUAUGAUAUGGAAAAUAAAAUUGCUUUCAACGCCUACAGUGCAGUAACUUAAUCAUGACCUGAAUAGUCUGAUAAACAUGUAGCCGGUUGUAGAGCUAAUUUUACCGGCGUUCAGUCGACUGUAUGAAUUAAAAAAAUGCCAAAAAAAUAGGUAUUUCGAAUUUCGUUUUGAACAGCGAUAACCUCCAUAUAUUUCAAUACGGAUUAACCAUUUAAUUGUGCAAGCAUAAUUUGUAAUCGCUAAUUUUUCCAUAUAUGGCCGACCCUCCGUCAAGCUUUUUUUCUUUCAUGCAUUUUGAGGUAUGUUUCCACUAGUCCACGGAUCGUCUUCCCAUGAAUCACCGUCGUCCACAUUUAUUCCGAAAAAAGUCAUUUACCAGCAAACUCUUUGAGCGACUUCCGCUAUGCAUUCACGAAAUUCCCAUCUAAAAUGAGUAAGAGUUGAACUCAUGAGGAAAAAAUUAAACUUAUACAAAGUAACUUUAAAACUAUCAAUUAUGACAGAAAAGUUUCUACCCAUCGGUAUAGUUUGAUCUGACAGAAAAGCUGAAGAGGAGGAGAGAAAGAUCACCUGGUCUCUCUAAUUCCUUCCUGGCUAAGCUCAAUAGCUGUUUGAUUACAUCUUAAAAAUGGGUUAUGAAGGUAUACUAUGAAGGAAUACUAUGAAGGUAUAUUAUGAAGGUAUGUAUGUAUAGUAAAUAGUCACAAGUACGUACCGUGUUAAAAUAUUAUUGAGGAUUGCGGAAAACGUUCGACCGCUAGCUAGAAAUUCCACAUCCGUUUGUCCAUUUCCCUCAGCUGUCAUCCGCGUUUCCAUAUGAAAGAUGCAUGAAUAAAACCCGCACGCUAAAGUAACGGCUGCAGUUGAUUAGGUCCGUUCGUUGACGCGAGUAACAUUAUAGAAAGUUGGCUUGAUUCUGAAUUUGAAAAUUUGUAUCCACGAGAAAUCCGUAAUUCCUUCAUGUUUGUUGGGAAUACAAUAUCUAAAGAAGAAAAAUUACAAAAAAUGUCACCCAUCUCUUUGAAAUUUUUAAUUAUUGCGACUACAUCUGUUUCGGCUUGUAAACAUGCAGAGCUCGAUGCGGAGCAUCACGCAACGCAUUCGAAUGGUCAACAUGAGGAUCGUAAUACCGCUUUCCAAGAAGUUGAUUGUUCCGAAGUGUCUCUUUUAGUGGACGAGACAUUGAGAAAAAUCGAAUGUAACGAACCGCGAAUUCGAGACGUGCAACUGAUUCCCCCGUCAGGUUGGAGAUAUGAGCCGGAGGUUGUCGCCGUAAAAAGGUGUUACGGCAAGUGCUCCUCUGGAACGAUCUGCCUACCAAAAGAGACGGGGAAAACUAAAGUUGCUGUCGAGGCGAUAUAUGACGAAUCUAAUACUCAAAAAUGCAAUAUUGUUGAAGUCGAGGAACACUACAAAUGCGGAUGCGAUUGCCCGAUAACGGUGAAACAACAAUGUAACGCGAAGCAGAAAUACGUCCCAAUCAGAUGCGAAUGUGUUUGCAAGGAUGCAGAUAAAAAAAAAUAUGAAUGUGAAUCUACUAAAAUUAAACACAUGCAACAUGUGAUAUAUGGAGAAAAGUUGAUGACGUGGAACCCCAAAAACUGUUCCUGCGGCUGCAGCAACAAGUUGAAAUCGAUCGGAAGAUAUAUGUGCUCAACAGGUCGCGUGUGGGAUCCCAAAAAUUGCCAAUGCAUAAGACCCGAAUAAUUGACGGGACCCGUACCCCAUCGGUAACGGUAUUUCCAACAACGAAUUGGAUUUAUGUGACUAACCUUGUUCAUAUUGGAUUCUUGUUUUUCUUAUUUCUUCUUACGCAAAGAAAGUAUAGUUAAAAAUUUGGGAUCAAAAUCCGAAAUUGGGGUGGUUGAAUCCCCUCGGAAUAUCGUUACCACUGCACAGCAUGCUCUAAUAAUAAUCAUAUACAUGCAUGAAAUGAGCUGAUGCUGAUUUAUAUUUCGUUUUUUUUUCUACCUUUUAAUUUGUAUACUAACACAUGUACAUCGUCAUCAUCAAUCAUCAAUCAUCAUCAUCAUUAUUCUCUUAGUCGUCGUCGCAUGAUCACAAUAAAAAUAAUCAUACACUAAUUUAUUCCCCAUUGCAGGGUGUUCAAUUUCAACCUAUCCGCAUAAUUAUAUUGUUAUAUCUUAAAUAUAUGUAUAGUUCCGCAAAAUCUAUAGCUUGUAGUGAAAAAAUUAUCUUCUACCGUAAGUAUAGAUAAUAUUUAAUCUUAAAAGUCGACAUUUAUCGAAGAUUUUUUAUCAAAUUUUCUAAAACUCAAUCGAUCCAUUGAAAUAUACGCAUUUUUUCCAAAGACGAUCAGGUUAAAAUCAGAUACCCUGUAUAUGGUUAUCAGUUGAAUUCGAUACCUACUUAGGAAUAACAAAAAAUAAAGAAAGAGAUACAAAAAGCUUUCUUUGUUUUGAAGAGGCAAAAAAAAUCGUAACCGCUGUAACUAUUAUAGGUAUCGUGGUCGUCUUUAUUAUCAAUGAGACUACCGCAGUAUAAAGGAGCCGUCCCACUGAAAUCUAAUUAUAAUUUCGAUCUACUUUUAUCACCUACUUUUGAAAUUCUCGUCUAAUCUACAUCGCGCACUAAAAUUAUACACAUUUUUUAUUAACCUGUUUCGAAAUAUCGUUGACAAAUCAAUUAGCCCGCUCCAUCGUGCGUUUUCCAAGAAAAGGGAUUAUUAUUAUAUAAGUAGGUUGUUUUUAUUGGUUUUCGUUUUGUCUGUUUUACCAUUCAAUAUAGGUAUAUGGGUGGAUUUCUAAGAAAGCAUUACGUGGAAAGUCCCGUGUGACAUGAUUUCAAAUUAUUUAAUACUAAUAUUGUACGACGGCUAUGACAAACCGUCUACGUGUAAAACUUCAUUAAAAAAUUUGUCCUUCAUUUCAUUUUCCUCUGAUUCGUUCAUUGGUUCUUUAUUUUUUUAUUGCUAUAAUGUUGAUUGUAUAAUAUGGACUGUUUAUUUCGUAUGAAAUAUUGUGAUCAUUUAUAGAAAAAACGAUUUCAUACGUGAUAAAAAAUAAUUACCUAGCCCCUCUUCUGAGGUUUCAAUAGAAUUGUCAUCGAAAUUUCUUUGAUUUUAUUCCCAACGCAAUGCAAGUCGUGCGACAAAAUUGAUUAUGAAGCAAAUUUGUAAUUCUACUACAAAGUUCAGUGGACACCUCUAACUAGAUUCUGAUUUCCAUUGUUAGUUUGUUUGACUUCUUUUUCAAUCUUUUUUUCACUCGUACAACUAUAAUAUAGUUAUUGAUGAUAGCAGAAUGCAACAACGUACAAAAAUGAUUGAAAUUUCUUGUAAAAUUUGUUUUCAUCUAUAUUUCUUAAUUGAAAUCUUUAUCGCAGUUUAACGUGUAGAUUGUUUAUUGCAGCUGAUCAUGUGUGUGUGUGUG